AUGGGUACAGAUUUCUUGACCUCUUAUGUGGUCAGUAACAAUGCGUUACAUUGGGAAAAAUCAAAAGAUCGUCUUGUGGUUAUCGAUACACGAUUUAUAAUUUGUAUGCUAACUUUAAUUGCACAAAUAUGGUCCCAAUAUGCAUAUUCGGAUCAUUGGAAUGGAAGGCAUUGGAUUGGCAUAUCAUUGAUCUCAUCGUGGACAAUUACCGCUCUUUUACUUCGUUAUCAUUCAACGAUGCAAAUAAAACGAGCAGAAGAAAAAGCAAAGUUACAUUAG
Molecule: messenger RNA, 279 nt
Organism: Acanthocheilonema viteae
Lineage: Eukaryota; Metazoa; Nematoda; Chromadorea; Rhabditida; Onchocercidae
Source: the annotation of a GenBank genome assembly